AUGUCAGCAGGAUCCUUAAAAGAACUCUCAAAAACCCUGAACAACGCAUUAUCAGCCCCUCUACCUCUGUACCCUCUACCCGAUGAUGUCCUAGGCGUCAUCAAUGCGUAUCUCAACAAGCAUAUAAAUACGGAAGAUCACGACUCCCAGCGUCUUCAUGAUGAGCUGUUAGCUUUGCAUGAACUGAAGGUCCGAAAUAACCCUGAUAAGCACGCUGCAUUUUUGGCAUGCUUCCGUUCACUUAGACCAGCUAUUGUUGGUGUAGAAAGGCUUCUUAAAUGGUGGGAGAUACUUGUAAGGCCAACAAUGGACUCUAUGGGUCAGGCAAAAGCAGUUGUGGCAGAUGCUCGGGCAAUAGUGUUGAGCGUUUUGGCAUACGACGACGAUGAUGAUCCGACCAUGGAGAAAGCGGCAGCUUCAGCAGUGUUUACGGAUAAGCUCUUUGAGGUAUUCCUAGAGAAGACGAAGCUACUCUCGUUGGAUAGAGGCGCUGGGUAUAGGGAGGAGCAGAGACAAAGAUUUGUCUGUGCAAAUGUUGAGGCUGUCUUGUUGGCAUUCGGGAAAAGGCGACCUAAGGUUCUCCUCGAAAAAAUCGAUGGCUAUGUUAUCCAAAAGGAAUACAGGUUACAGGCUUUGGGGCUAUUAUGUAGUUUUGUACGACUACAAGGACCGCAUCUCUACCAGAUUCUGCAGACACAGUUACUCGAUCAUUUGCUUCAGUGCCUAGAGAAUGACACAUCCACUACUGUCAUAUCACUUGCAUUGACAGUGUUGAUUAUGUUCAUGCCACAUUUAUGCAACUCCUUAGCUUCCUAUCUUCCAAGGUUAUUUGUGGUUUACACACGGGUCUUAUGCUGGGAUAAGUUUGGGGUUGUGCGCCUUGAAGAGACACGAUUGCCUGGUCACAAGGACAAUUAUUCAAGGACAUCAACCCCUCUAUCCUUCGCCAGGACUGAGAAUUCUACUGAGGGUGGGUGGCAAAAACUGGAUUCUUCUUUUGAAACAGCAUCAUCUACAACACCAGAUGUGAGCGACUAUUUUACGUUUCUUUAUGGAUUAUAUCCUAUCAACUUCUUGACGUUUAUCCGGGAACCUUAUAAAUUUUUAGAGCGCGCGGAUUAUAAAGACAUUGAUCAAUUGGAUAUUGAGGAGGAGACCAUAAGACAGCGAACGGAGUUUUAUCGGCAACGGCAUACUCUGCAUCCAAAUUUCUUGGUGCUGACUGCCGAGACAGAAAUCAGUGACCAGACUAGAUGGAUGAAGGUCGAACCUGCAGAUGUAACGGCAGAAUGUAUUGGUCUUGUUAACAGUAAUCUCCCUAUGAGUGCCGGUCGGGAGAAGAAGCAGCGGUCGAAUGCUAUUAUUCCGGAGGCAUUAAUCCCGACUGAAGACAUUCCUGAUGAAAGUCUUUUGUCUUCGGAUCCCCUCACGAGUGGUUGGAUUCGGGCGCCGGGAAUCCCCGGACCCUCAUUCAAGAGACAACAAGACCCCGACAGCCCAACAAUCCCGCCUGCACUUUCUCCUACUGAUGAGGACCGGCUUGACGACAUGCUGCGAUUACAAGAAACAUUACGAUCAAAUUUUUCUGAUUCAAAGACGCUUUCAACACACUCCUUGGGUCAGCCAAACGGACCGCCACCUACUGGCCACCCCCCUGGGCCUCCCCCUGGUUAUGGCAGCGUCACAGCGUCACCUCGUUUAGAUGCAUAUGUCCAUUCACUCAGUCACAAUACUGUCCCAAGGUCACCUGCACUUCGGCCUACUGGUUCAGAUACCCAAGGAAAUGUAGCAUUUCUCCAACGUGAAGUGAUGUUAUUGAAGAAUGACCUCAACUUUGAGCGAUAUCUCAAACAGCAGCAUCUAUCACACAUCGGUCACCUACAGAGGAAACACAUCAAGGAAGCUACAGCUGAAGCGGAAACCCAGAACCUAAUCAAUACGAACAAAACAUUGAAAGCCAAGUUAGAGGAAGCAAAGAAAGCAUAUGCAGCUGCGAGGGCAGAAUCUCUGAAGAGUAAGAACCAAGCAAAGAAAUGGGAGGCGGAACUCAGCAGUAGGAUAAGAGAUUUGCGUGAGGAGCAGAAGGCAUGGAGGAACGAAGAAGAGACGACGAAAAAAGCGCUAAUGGCAGCAAGAGAAGAGGCCGAUCACUUACGGACCCUACUAGCGGAAAGUGAGGCGGAAGGUCUUGUUUGCCGCCAAAAACUUCAAGCUCUAACGGCAGACAUGGAUGAGGUUAAUAAAUUGCGAACGUUUGUCGAUCACCUCUCAAACAAACUCACAGAAUAUGAAGCUCGCUCGGACGAGUUCGAGAUGCAGAAGCAUAAUGAGGAGUCAGCUAUGGCGCAAGUCAACCAAAUGAGGCUGAGGUUACAGGCUCGAGAGCAUGAGAGCCAAAAUACAAGGCGUCAAUAUGACGCCAAAAUUCACGAAUUGGAGUUGAAGCUCAACCAACAGCCUCACCCCGCUUCUUUUCAGAAUUCCCCAGCUAUCCAGGGCAUGAUAGACAAUGCACUUUCAGGAGCAAAUUCUCGCUUGGCAUCUCUAAAAAAAGCUCAUACCGCACUCCUCAACAAAUAUACUGAAUUAGAGAUUAAGUUUAUCGAACUUCAGGCAGCGCAGGAAAUUGAUAGUCUUCCCGUGCACCAUAACACUCUAAAUAGCCAUCGUCUUUCUCAACAAUAUAACCAUGGCCAACCUAGUGAGCCAGAUGUUGAAAGGGCCCACUACCAGACACCACGUGCACAUUAUCACUCUGAGGGAUCGUUAAGUCCACAUUCAACCAGCUACUCAGAGUCGACAAAUAGCAACUAUUCGGCGACGGGUCAGAACAUACAUUUCCCAUCCCAAACACAAAGUGCCCCACCUUCGUCUACGAAUCCGCUAUCUCCUGGGUACAUUUCACCCGGGGCACAUACAGCCAUAGGCAGUGGAAAGUUUCCUGGGGAUACAAUAAGCACAGAACAAUCGCCCGAAUUCGCGACAACACCACCCUUGAGGCAUAGGCCAUCCGUGGUUGAUAGUAUGAUUUCUAGCGCUGAUAGCCAGAGUAUGAGAACUGUUACUUCGACUACGUCUUCAGAAAAGCGGAGGGAAAGAAUCAAACCGCAAUCUGAGAUUAGAAUUCGUGGGAGAGGAGGCGUUCAAAACAUCGGCAAAAAGGAUAAAGAGAAAUCAGAAAAGAAGGAGAAGAAGGAGAAGAAGGAAAAGAAAUUCAAUUUCACAACGGGAAGUGGCCUUGCCGGUAUUCGAGGGUUUGGUUAG
Morchella importuna is the source of this 3264-nucleotide messenger RNA. RefSeq lists its product as uncharacterized. Gene Ontology annotation, cellular component: TSC1-TSC2 complex. The transcript is spliced from 7 exons. NCBI's taxonomy places the organism in Eukaryota, Fungi, Ascomycota, Pezizomycetes, Pezizales, Morchellaceae. The record is from RefSeq and is a predicted model, not a curated record. The coding region runs from base 1 to 3264 and encodes 1087 amino acids. Gene Ontology annotation, biological process: negative regulation of TOR signaling; regulation of cell cycle.